Messenger RNA from Brienomyrus brachyistius, 1618 nucleotides. RefSeq names its product deoxyhypusine hydroxylase/monooxygenase (gene dohh). The coding region runs from base 193 to 1110 and encodes 305 amino acids. Gene Ontology annotation, molecular function: deoxyhypusine monooxygenase activity. Lineage: Eukaryota; Metazoa; Chordata; Actinopteri; Osteoglossiformes; Mormyridae. The transcript has 5 exons. The record is from RefSeq and is a predicted model, not a curated record. Gene Ontology annotation, biological process: peptidyl-hypusine biosynthetic process.
CAGUGAGUUGACCCGUUCCGGUAUUACGUCACGCCAUGUGGACAAGUAUGGCUGCUCCCUGUCGAACAUUAAUGUGACGAAUAAGAGGGCAAAUUAAAAAUAAAUCCCGCGACAUUGCUAAAUGAAAGUCUAGCUGGACACCCCCGGAUUUGUCCCCCAGCCCUCAGAUUUUGGAAAUUCCGAGCUGUCAGCAUGGCAAAUGAGCAGCAGGUGGCAGCAGUGGGCAGAAUCCUGGCCAACCCACAGGAAAACCUAACAGCCCGCUUUCGGGCGCUCUUCACCUUGCGCAACCUCGGCGGGGCCCAGGCUAUCGACUGGAUCAGCAAGACGUUUGUGGACGACUCGGCGCUGCUGAAGCACGAGCUGGCCUACUGCCUGGGCCAGAUGCAGGAUGAACGGGCUAUUCCCACGCUGGAAGCUGUGCUGAAGGAUAUUUCCCAGGAGCCAAUGGUGCGACAUGAAGCUGGAGAAGCCUUGGGGGCGAUAGGGAACCCAAAGGUCCUUGACCUGCUGAAGAAAUAUGCUGAUGACCCAGUGAUAGAGGUGGCAGAGACAUGCCAGCUAGCCGUUCGGCGGUUGGAGUGGCUCAUGAGCAGCAGAGACCCCGAGGAGGACGGGAUGGACCGCAACCCCUACUCUUCAGUUGACCCUGCCCCCCCAGCCCAGCGCAGGAGCAUUCCAGAGCUGCGGGCACAGCUGCUGGACGAGACGCUCCCGCUGUUCGAACGCUACAGGGCCAUGUUCGCGCUACGUAACCUGGGAAGCGCGGAGGCCGUGCUGGCGCUGGGAGAAGGUCUCCAGUGUGGCAGUGCCCUGUUCCGCCAUGAGGUGGCCUACGUGCUGGGCCAGAUGCAGCACGAGGCUGGCAUUCCGCAGCUGCAGGCUGCGCUGGAGCGGCGUGGCGAGAACGCCAUGGUGCGGCACGAGUGCGCCGAGGCCCUGGGCGCCAUCGGCAGGGAGUCAUGCCUGCAGACGCUGCAGCGAUACCGGGACGACGGCGAGCGCGUGGUGAAGGAGAGCUGCGAGGUGGCGCUGGACAUGUACGAGUAUGAGAACAGCUCGCAGUUCCAGUACGCUGACGGGCUUCUGCGUGUGCAGGGAGCAGAGUGAGAGGCAUGCACAGAAAAUGCGCCGGAGGCGGACCGUGCAUAUUCACCACCGCAGCAUGGACACGCAGCAGCAACACCAAACUGUCGACCUACUUUAUCCUGUUCCAGUAGUGAGAGCCAAACGCAAUAAAUGCAUAUUCGACCCAGCAACAUGGGCGCAUUCUUAAAGAGAAACAUACAUGAACAGUACCAAACUGUCAGUCUAUUUCAUCCUGUUCCUCUCAUACAUGUGAUUGUCAAAUCGUCAAAUUCUAGAAGAUAUCAAGCGUUUUCAUUGUGUUUGCUUAUUAUAUGACUUUUGUUUCUUAUUUAUUGGAGCAAACUAGAAAUGUGUAAAAUUGAGUAAAAAGAUUAGUAAUCAAUUACAGGACAGUUACUUCAGAUGACAGAUCUUUAAAAACGUUAAAAUGAACUGUCAAGAUUAUUUUUUAUCUUCUUUCCUUUUUUAAAAGGUAUUAGAAACUCAGAGUUGAGUAUGUAAGCUAAUAAAAAUCAUUGAAUGUUUUGGA